AUGUCCAAACGUAAAGAACCUAUGCCCAAAGACAGAAAGAAACGAGAGAAAACAACCAGUGAAUCUAAUAAUAAUACAACUGAAAAAGAAGAUGAUAUUGAAGAAGAACAAAAGAAUGAAUUAGCUAAAAAAAUAUCUAAUACAAAAACAAAUACAAAUUUAAUCGAUUAUUUUACUAUAAAACCUCUUCAAUUAGCUAUUGAUAAUAUUAGAAAAAAUAUUUGUUCAAGUGUUAUGGAUUUUAAUUUUAAUAAAAAUCGUGUUCAAUCAAGAAAUAAUAUUAAUAUAAUUCCACAAGACUCUCAAACAAUACUUUAUUGGAUGUCACGUGAUCAACGUAUACAAGAUAAUUGGGCUAUGUUAUAUGCACAAAGGCUUGCACUUAAACAAAAACUUCCAUUGCAUGUUGCAUUUUGUUUAGUGCCAACAUUUUUAGCUGCACCAUUACGUGCUUAUAGUUUUAUGUUAAAAGGUCUACAUGAAAUUGAAAAAGAAUGUCAACAAUUAAAUAUCAUAUUUCAUUUAUUACUUGGUAAAGCUGAAAAUGUUUUACCUAAAUUUAUUGAAAAUUAUAAAGUUGGAACAAUAAUUACAGAUUUUUCACCAUUACGUGUAUCACGUCAAUGGGUAGAAAAUGUUGCAAAGAAAAUUACAACAAUACCCGUUGUACAAGUUGAUGCACAUAAUGUUGUGCCUUGUUGGCAUGCAUCAUCUAAACUUGAAUACGGUGCACGUACAAUAAGAAAUAAACUUCAUCAACAUAUGAAUGAAUUUUUUACUGAAUAUCCUCCAGUUAUUAAACAUCCAUAUACAUCAUCUAAUGAUCAUCAAAUAAAAUCUAUUGAUUGGCAGGCAGCCGAUAAUAGUUUACAAGUUGAUCGAACUAUUACUGAAGUUUCUUGGGCUACUCCUGGUUAUACUGGUGGAAUCGAACAAUUAGAAAAAUUUAUAAAUGAACGUGUUAUGCAUUUUGCUCUUGGACGUAAUGAUCCAAAUAAAGGUGCUUUAUCAAAUCUUUCACCAUGGUUUCAUUAUGGACAAAUAAGUCCACAACGUGCAUUACUUGUAAUAGCAAAAUUACGAUCAAAAUUCAAAGAUGCUUGUGAUUCAUUUAUUGAAGAAGCAUUUGUUCGAAGAGAAUUAAGUGAUAAUUAUUGUUUUUAUCAAGAAAAUUAUGAUAAUAUUGAUGGUGCAUGGGAAUGGGCAAAAAAAACAUUAAAUGAUCAUCGAAAUGAUAAACGAACACAUUUAUAUAGUCGUGAUGAUCUUGAAUAUGCUCGAACAUAUGAUAAAUUAUGGAAUGCAUCGCAAAUUCAAAUGAUUAAUGAAGGUAAAAUGCAUGGUUUUUUACGUAUGUAUUGGGCAAAAAAAAUUCUCGAAUGGACAAAAACACCUGAAGAAGCUAUUGAAAUAGCUAUUUAUUUAAAUGAUAAAUAUAAUCUUGAUGGACGUGAUCCAAAUGGUUAUGUUGGUAUUAUGUGGAGCAUUUGUGGAAUUCAUGAUCAAGGUUGGAGAGAACGACCAGUUUUUGGUAAAAUUCGUUAUAUGAAUUAUGAAGGAUGUAAACGAAAAUUUGAUGUUAAACAAUACGAAAACAAAUAUUCACGGUUAUAA
Molecule: messenger RNA, 1614 nt
Organism: Rotaria sp. Silwood1
Lineage: Eukaryota; Metazoa; Rotifera; Eurotatoria; Philodinida; Philodinidae
Source: the annotation of a GenBank genome assembly